GCCAUCUUGGAAAGUCUACUCUGAUGGGUCUGCCUUUUCCCGCCUGCUCCAAUCUGCUGCAAACAGAUCGUUUUACCUUUUAGAUUCCCGUGUUAAUCGCACUUUAUGUCGGCAACGUUUAGCCGGAGACUUUAGAAGUUAUAUGAUUAGGACUCGCCAUUCCCCGCUGUUUAUUGGUGCGUGUUGAUUGGUUUGUGUGGGUCAACGUCAUUUACGCUGCGUGUAUCCUGUAUCCAAGGCUUUCUCCUGUCACUGUUGCCUGGAAGGCCUGGAAUGGGCAAGAACUUAAAAAGAGAACAAGCAUUUUCUUUUUGAUUCAAGUUUUACCUUCAGCUUACUGCUUCAACCAGUAGCGGCACCAUGUUCUGGAAGUUUGAUCUGCACACAACGUCCCACAUCGACACCCUCCUGGAGAAGGAGGAUGUGACCUUGUCAGAGGUGAUGGACGAGGAGGACGUCCUGCAGGAGUGCAAGGCCCAGAAUCGCAAGCUGGUGGACUUCCUGGUGCGGCCGCAGUGCAUGGACGACCUGGUCACCUACAUCACCCAGGAGCCCUGUGAGGACAUGGACGAGAAGAUCAAGUACAAGUACCCAAACAUAUCCUGUGAACUGCUCACCUCUGACGUGGGCCAGGUGAACGACAGGCUGGGUGAGGAUGAGAAUUUGCUGAUGAAACUGUACGCCUUCCUACAGAAUGAGCCCCCCCUCAACCCACUGCUGGCCAGCUUUUUCAGCAAGGUGCUGAGCAUUCUUAUCAGCAGGAAGCCAGAGCAGAUUGUGGAGUUCCUUCGGAAGAGGGAAGACUUUGUAGAUCUAAUGAUCAAACAUAUAGGGACCUCAGCUAUCAUGGACUUGCUGCUCAGGAUGCUGACCUGCAUUGAACCACAGCAGCUUAGGCAAGAUGUUUUGAACUGGCUGAACGAGGAGAAAGUUAUCCAGCGGCUUGUAGACAUGGUGCAGCCCUCUCAGGAUGAAGAUAGGCACUCGAAUGCAUCCCAAUCGCUAUGUGAAAUAAUCCGACUCAGCAGAGACCAGAUGUUCCAAGUACAGGGCUGCUCGGAGCCGGACCCCUUACUGGCCACACUGGAAAAACAAGAGACAGUGGAGCAGCUGCUGUCCAACAUAUUCGAGAAAGAGAAGAAUGAGUCUGCCAUCGUCAGUGUCAUUCAGAUACUUUUGACACUUUUUGAGACACGAAGGCCAGCGUUUGAAGGCCACCUGGAGAUCUGCCCCCCUGGGAUGAACCACCCCUCUUUCUCAGUUAAUUGGAGCGUCCUGGAGGCUGUGAAGCACCGACUAAAAGACUUCCACCAACUGCUGCUGGAGCCUCCAAAGAAAAACAUCAUGAAAACUACAUGGGGAUUGCUGGACCCUCCCGUGGGCAACACUCGCUUGCAUGUGGUGCGGCUGGUGGCCAGCCUGCUACAGACCAACACUUAUAUCAUCAACCUGGAACUCAUCGACCUCAACACUGUCGGAGUCAUACUCGACAUGUACUUUAAAUAUAUAUGGAAUAACUUCCUGCACAUACAAGUAGAAAUCUGCACUGCAGUGAUCCUUGCCAUGCCCCCUGGCCAAAGUGAAACGCCCGAAAUCAACACAGAAAGUGAUCAAGAGCCCAUCAGGGGAAACCAUUUGGUCAGACAUCUGUUUCAGAAGUGCCAGUUAAUACAGAGAAUACUUGAUGCCUGGGUCUCCAAUGAAAAAGAACAGGCUGAGGGUGGGCGGAGGCAAGGCUACAUGGGCCACCUGACCAGAAUAGCCAAUUCCAUCAUUCACAACAGCGAAAAAGGGCCCAACAGUGCACUUAUACAGCAGCUCAUUUCAGAGCUCCAGGAGGAUGUGAGGGAUAGAUGGGACACCUUCAUCUCCGGUCCACUAGCAGACACAAACAAGAAGAACACUGUAGACCUAGUUAACACCCACCAUAUCCACUCGUCCAGUGAUGAUGAGGUUGACUUCAAAGACAGUGCCUUUCAUCAAGAUUCCUCCUUGCAGCAAGCCUUUUCUGAUUAUCAGAUGCAACAAAUGACGUCCAAUUUUAUUGAGCAGUUUGGCUUCAAUGACGAGGAGUUUGCCGAUCAGGAUGAUGUCGUGGAUAUUCCCUUUGACAGAAUAUCAGACAUCAAUUUUUCCUUGAGUACAAAUGAAAGUGCAAACAUAGCUCUCUUUGAAGCAUGCUGCAAAGAGAAGAUCCAGCAGUUCGAAGACACUGGCUCCGAUGAGGAGGACAUAUGGGAUGAGAAGGAUAUCACCUUCGCACCAGAGGCACAGAGACGCCCACGGAGUUCAGGUAGCACUGACAGUGAGGAAAGCACAGAUUCUGAGGAGGAGGACGUGAAGCAGGAUCCCUUCGAACCCAGCACUGCCAGCUCUGACGACAGAAUGGAGGUGGACACCGGUGAAGGUGAGGAGUGGACUGCCAACUUUGAUGACAUCCCCAUGGAGACGGGGAGCUCCACGGUAACUGGUGGGCCAUCUGUAGCAGCCCCCAUGCCCACCGCCACCGGGGAGCCUGAGGGGUGGAGCACGGCCAGUCCCUCGGCGGGAAAGGAAACGGGCUGGGCCGACUUCCCCAACUUCACCACUGUGAGCCCCAAAGGUCCUCUAAGGAGCAAUUCCCCAGUUGCCAUGGAGACCAGCAUAGAGACGGUGGACCCCCUGGGCGUGAACGCGCCGGCACAGUCUGAAGAGUUGGACCACUGGCCUGGUGACAAGGCUGCCCUUUCGGCAGAGAGGCUGCCUGCAGGGCAAGCAGUAGUGUGCUCAGAUGUGGAGGAGAGGGAAUGCGGAACCGGAUCACAGAGACCCGUCACCAACGGCUCCAUGAAAGAGACGGUCAGCCUUACUGUAGAUGCCAAAACUGAAACUGCUGUUUUCAAGAGAGUGUUGAAAUCCUUUCGUGAAGAAGAGAAGUUGUCUACCUCUGAAGAUGUGUCUACGAAAUAUGCUGUGGCGGAGUAUGCAGAGCUGGAACGGACUGUCCCAUCUUCAGCCCAGCCAAUCGGCAGCUGCCAGAAACAGAGCGCAAAGCACUUAGAUGAAAAACUGAGAUCUCCAAGUGAAAUUGUCAACGGGCCUCUUGAAGCCACAGGAAUGGAAAAAGCCAAAACAGACCAGCAUGUGCCCACGGUGGAGGCCACGUUGAAUGGGCCUGCAUGAUGUGUGGUGCCGGGAAGCCUGUGUCUAUCAUGCACAGCUUUCCUCCAGAGGACACCAGUAGGGGGCAGUGCAAGCUCUUCCGGAGCCACCGCUGCACAAACUUCACCAGAUCAGGACCAGCAAUAUUCUUACUAGGUUUUACAGACAGAUGUACAGAAAGUUUUAACUGUAUGAAGAGAAACCAAGAAAAAAACAUGCUCUAAUGGAUGCAGAGAAUUUUUUCAUUUGUUUGUAUACUUUUGUUCUUAUGAGAUGGUCUUUCUGCUCAAUCGCCACUUACAGGUAAUAGUAAUGUUGCUAUAGUUAAAAAUGAUUGUAUGAGUGAAGUAUUUUAUAAAAAAAAAAAGAUGUAUACAGAAACUGAAAAUAUAUAAUAAUUAUACCAAUUGGAACACAUAGUGUGACCAAAAAGAAGAGCUGUUUUGGAUAAGGUUUCCUCUUGCACAAAAAUCGGAUAUUUAAUUUCCUUUGAAGUUACAGCAACAGCUGUGGAACAUGUUAAUCUACAAUUUACGUUGGUCUUAUUUCCUUAUUUUAAGCUGAUUAUUAGGGAAGCAUAAUUUUAAAUGCUCAACGAACGGUUUUUUGCUACAGGUAUUAUUUGUAAAUGUUUCUUGUAUCCUUUAAAACACAAGCGAGAUUUGACAGCCUUUGGUAUAGUUUUGAGCUUUAUUUAUUAUUGAGAAGUAGAUUAUAAUGUUAUGUUACUAAAAGAGCCAUAUGCCUAUUCUUCAGUUUGACAGAUUUAAACUGUACAGAGCCCAGGGUGAUGAAUUCUAAAGAAUGGUUUCCAGUUGCAUGUAGCUAGCGAGUGGGAACUAUUGGAGAAGCCUUCUGAGUCCUAUUGUUGUUGUUCCCCAUCAUUGACGGUAGUGUUUUUACCUACAGAAGAACAUGCAUAAUGUAGCCUACAUGCCAUAUGAAACAUAUAAAUCGAUGUUACAUGACAGCAGGAAUUCCUGAUACUGCUACAAUCUGUUUCAUUCUGUUGACUUUUCCAAUAAGAAAGCAAUCAUUGCCAGCAAAAAAGCAGGAUGUGUAAACUUUUUUUCUACCCCCUGUUCCAUAAACAGUGACUUUUUUUGUUUGUUUUUAUUUUUUGUUUUUUAAACCUCAGCCUCUGGCAGGCCAUGCUAUGUAACUUGUAUAAUUUCUUGAGGGACUGAUUGAUUUGAUGAACAAAUAUA
Molecule: messenger RNA, 4349 nt
Organism: Megalops cyprinoides (Indo-Pacific tarpon)
Lineage: Eukaryota; Metazoa; Chordata; Actinopteri; Elopiformes; Megalopidae
Gene: ppp6r3
Product: protein phosphatase 6, regulatory subunit 3
Cellular component (GO): cytosol; nucleus
Molecular function (GO): protein phosphatase binding; protein phosphatase regulator activity
Source: RefSeq, a predicted model, not a curated record